This is a messenger RNA of Brassica napus (rape), 612 nucleotides long. RefSeq names its product E3 ubiquitin-protein ligase RNF181-like. The record is from RefSeq and is a predicted model, not a curated record. The transcript has a single exon. Bases 1 to 612 code for a protein of 203 amino acids. NCBI's taxonomy places the organism in Eukaryota, Viridiplantae, Streptophyta, Magnoliopsida, Brassicales, Brassicaceae.
AUGGAAACAGAAUUUGAUACACCGAAAGUCUACACGCUGGUGGCAAACCUACCUAAAAUAUUCACGAACACAGUCGAGAUCCUCUUACAAGAACUCAUCCAAGACGAAACAGGAGUGGUACAAGUUUUAACAUCGGAUAACAUCAACCUGAACCCAAGCGGCGGCUUCACGCCGCAUCAUCUCUCUCGACUCCUUCGCGACGAACAAGUUCCUGAGUCUCAGUUUCUAGGUCAAAAGAUCGCUCUUGAUAUCAGUCGCGAACUUGCUAAUGACGAUUCCCUUAGAGAGCCUGCUUUCGUAUUCGUCACUGUCAAUUUCAUCAGAGAGACACGUUUGGUCUUUCCACCUGAUGAACCUACUCCAUCGAGAGGUGCUUCCGGUGAAGUUCUCCAUAGGUUAGCGGACGAACAGAGAGUUGAAGUCAAGAAAAACGAGAUUCAGUGUUCGAUUUGUAUUGAGGAUUUGUCCAAGAAUCAUGCAAAAAUCAUUGAGAUGCCUAAGUGUUUGCAUAAGUUUCAUCAAGAUUGUCUCUUCGAGUGGCUUGCUCGGCAAAACUCAUGUCCCUUGUGCCGGAGUGUUCCUUACGGCUUGGAUCAAGAAACAGAGUCUUAA